Limulus polyphemus (Atlantic horseshoe crab) is the source of this 4945-nucleotide messenger RNA. RefSeq names its product C-Maf-inducing protein-like. Gene Ontology annotation, molecular function: protein binding. The transcript has 19 exons. Bases 807 to 3107 code for a protein of 766 amino acids. The record is from RefSeq and is a predicted model, not a curated record. Lineage: Eukaryota; Metazoa; Arthropoda; Merostomata; Xiphosura; Limulidae.
CAUUUCACUUUUAAGAUAACACCUUUGUUUAGAGAAAUAUUACAAAAACUUUUUACGACUAAUCUUGAAUCAAGCAAUGGCAGAACUCCUCCAUUGUUAGUCAUGUGCAGCUAAGCAGUUGUUUUUCCUGCCAUCUGACGGUCGCCUAUGAAAGCUCCAAACUGAGACGAGUGUUGUUUAACAGCGGCUUACAGCUAGGUUGGGUUUGAGUGUUUAACAAGUUUGCUGUUUACCGGCUAACAUUCUGUCAUCGACCAGCGUAGAUAUAUAAUCAUGAUCCAGUUUUCUUACAAAGAGUUGCAAGUUUGGUUUCAGCUCUUUGUCUAGUAUAGUAGUUGCCUCAAGGUUGAGUAAGUUCAAGAUUUCUAACGCUUAAUUCUCUUUCAGCUUCCAUUGUUUGUCCGCGUUAACGUUAUUCGCGCGGUCUGCGCAGCAUUUGACGCUGUAUUUUCCACAAUGAAAAUGCGGUUAUUUUUAUUUUAGCGUCUCACAGUUUUGGAAGAGAUUACUGAGAGAUAAUAUAUUCGUGAAACGGACGUAUACUCCUGUGUUGAGUUGACGUCAGGUUUACUAAUCUAACACUGAAAGAUCCAAAAACAAACUAAAUUCAAAGCUGUAGUCGUUGCUGAAAGUUGAAUGUUAUUGAAAGUUUAUCGUUUUAUCUUUAUCUCCACGUGUUGUUUAUAAUUCAUUAAGCAGUAGCGAACUGUUCCUACAUUUUGUGAUGUACUGAGACUGUGGACACACCCUACUAGGUUUGUGACGAAAACAUUGUAACGCACGUACUGAGCGUCGGUACAGUCCUGAUGGCGAGCAACCUAGAGAGUAAUCUAGAGACUCAUCGAUCCUCUUCGAUGGCACUCGACUCAUCAUCCGGACAAAACUCAGAUGGUUUAAACUCCGAAUGUGACUCUCCUCUUCCUUCCUCAGAACAUCCUUGUUCAUCCGAAAGCAGUGCAAGUAGCAGUAUUGCUAGUUGCGGGUCCGAAUGGCCGUCCUCGUCUCCACGUGUUAGCCCAAGCUCGAUUCCAGGGCCCAGCUGCAUUAUCAUUAGAAAUCCUUUACACGAGGCCAGGAGUUCUUCUUCCGAGCCAAGCACACGACAAAAUUCAGUUGAUUCCAUCUCAUCGAGCGAAGGGGGCUACGGAACAGAACUCCAGGGCCUGGUAUCUGCCUGUAGUUCCCCCUCCAGAUCUCUACCCAGCAGUCCCCUUGGUCCCCGUUUUAAACUUUUACACGAGGGAGACUUUCAUGUGUGUCGACUGAACCAUACACGUACUGUCAUCAGUAAAAUUUUGAGUUCCAAAUUUCUUAGACGAUGGGAAAACCACCGCCUGAUUUUAUCAGACAACGAGAUACGUUCCAAAACGCCAACAGGCUUUAUGGACGCCCCCAUCCCUUAUUCCCAAAUAGAAGAUGUCUACAGUUUAGCCAGAUGGGAUGCCAGCCAGAAGUACUGCAUUCGAAUCAUAAUUCAAAAUGGAUCAUUAUUAUUACAGGUCAACAAUGCCUACGUGCGAGACCAGUGUCUGAAUUCUAUCCAAUGGAAGAGAAGCAUUCUGAAGUACCGCAUGGUUCUCGUUAACAGUACCAGGCCUGACGUUCUCUUAAAGGAGCUAAAAAAUUUAAUUGAACUGGCUUUAACUACGCCAUUACAGGACGAGGCUAUUUACCAAGGUCCCUUAGAUAUCAUCUCAGAGCUACUAAGAACGAGUCCUCUAGAAUUGCCUCGGUCGCUUAACGAAGAAAUCGUCGCCAUCAUUACACCAUUACUAGAACGCACCACGCCAUCACCAGAAAUAUGUGACUUCUUAUGUCGGCACUGUCAAGAAAAACCACGUUCAUACGUUGUAAUGGAGCUUUUCACACCUGUCGUUCGUAGAAUUCUCAAGCACACUUUGGACUUUGGAAAAUAUCCCAAAACACGAGUAUUUGUUCAAGACUAUAUUCAAGCUUUGAACACUCAAAAUGAAGGACUUACUGUUGUACGGAAUUUUGUAAAUAGUAUCCACGGGCCUUCAAGCACAUGUCCUCACCCACGAGUUCUCCCUAACUUAGUAUCUGUAUGUCUUGCAGCUGUUUAUUCACUUUUUGAAGAACUAAAAAAUUUCACACUGGCAGAGAAGAAUGAUUCUAAUCGUGAAAUGUCUGACUGGGAAUCACGCCAUGAUAGUUUUGCAGCAAUCAUCGAAGCCAUAUCUAACUUUGACGAUUGGCGACCUGGGUUAGCACAAUUGCUACAACCUAUUCCUUUUCCAGAUGAUGCCUUGGCAUAUGACAGAUUUACCAAGAAUAUCAAACCUGUGAUUAGGAACAUAAGUACUGAUCCUUCCUGUGACGUCCAUCUAAUGGUGCUCGGUAUCAGGGAUGAAAAAGAGGGAUGGUUUCACCUAUAUUGUCCAGGUGGAAUAGCCUGUGAUGAUGAUGGAGAUUUAUGGAGCCUUAUUUUAAAAAACUUACUUGGAUGCUGUUGUCGGAGAAAAAGGUUUCUUCAGGGUUUGAAUAAGUGCCUGGGACCAUGCAUGCUGCGAGCUCUGCGAGAUGAUGAAACUUGUCAACAAGCUCUCUGUGCCAUGUUAGAACUAGAAGUUGUAGAAAAUAAAGACAUGCAGCUUCAAAUUAUCACCACUUUACAGACGACUUCAACAGGCAAACAACAGUAUGCUGCCCUCUGUCAACGACAGAUGCACCUGAAAGAAUUGCAACAAAAAGGGGGUCCCAGAAAAUUAACAUUACCAUCUAGAUCAAAUGAUGCUGAUGUUGCCAAGUUACUUAGCUGUGGGUCUUUUGGAAAUUUAGAAUGUUUAUCUUUGGCUUUCACCCAAGUGACCAGUGGUUGUGCAGAACAACUGAUUAAGUUGCCUUCUUUACGUUACCUCAAUCUUUGGUCAACACAGUUUGGAGACUCUGGCUUGCAGUUGAUAUCAGAACAUUUACACAAGCUUCAAGUUUUAAACCUGUGUGAAACACCAGUAACUGAUAAGGGUCUAGUGUCUCUAGCUGCAAUGAAGAAUUUAAGAAAACUAAACUUAAACAGUACUAGUUUAACAGCUCAAAUGUUUGAGGAACUCAAAGUAAAAAAAAUUACCAGCCUUACAAGAGUGUGACAUUCGAUACACAGAUGCCUGGUGACUUUAGAUAUUCCUGAAUCAAAUUACAAAAAUAAGAAAAUACUACAUUCUCCUGGUAUCAAGGUUUUGAAGAACUUUAUUCACCCAGACAAUUGUGGUAUUUCAACCAACUGAUGCUACUCAUAGUCCAGGAAAUUAAGCCAUCUUUAAUCCAGGAUCCAUUUAAAUCAUCCAAUAGCCAAAACAUUAGAUUCACCUAACAUGGGUUAAUCAGUGCUAAUUCUAGCACAGACUAGCAACACUAAACUACCACUUGAAGUUUAUUGAAUAAAAAAUGAUUUUAACUUUUCUGAGACCAUUGAUUUUCACACAAACAUUUUAAUUAUUACAACAUGAAUAAUAUAUAUAAUAGUAACUGUAAUAAUAUUUCCUAUAUACUUAUUUGGACCAGGGUAACUUAAUCAACAGGCCUAAUUCCUUCCUGGAAGUUACUUCAACACAAAUGUGUAAAUACACUUUCUCCUAAUUUCUUCCUGGCAGUUACUUCAACACAAAUGUGUAAAUACACUUUCUCAAUUUAAAUGUCACUGUGCAUGAAUAUAGAAUAGUGUCAUAACAACAAAUCUUGUUUACUUAAAAAAGAUUAAAUCAAGAUUUUGUAAGAUUUACAAACUGUUCACAAUGCGUGCUGUAAUUUUUAGAAUAAAUAUUUAGCCAUUUAGAAUAUGUAGUUUUUAAGACCUACUAAGAAAAUGACUGAAGCAAAAUUUUUGAAAUGACCUGUUUCUUGUAGUUUAGCAUCCUUUUAAUACAGAUAUGAAAAUACAAAUGGUGAGUUGAUGUGAAAAACUGUUUGGUAUUGGUUUCAAGGUAAAAAAAAUAUAUUCCUCAUAUAAAGUCUGAGCUGUUUAUGGGCCAGAAUGUAGAAGAGAUUUCUGAGAAAACUCUAAUGUUAUAUACAAGUGAUAAAGUUUGUGUAGCCUGAAUAUUUGUAAUGGCUUUUACAUCACAAAGAAUUAUAGCAUUUAAUUCACACUUUGAAUUAAUGUACUUUAAGACUUGUAUUACAUCCUGUGGUAGCUUUCAUAGAAAUUUCUGCAUUUUUUAAUUUUAUCUCUUUGUCAGUAAACUCAAACUUCAUAAGACAGCUAACUUACAAACAUACAAUUUAUAUAUUUAACUAAGUUUUUAAGGUUGAAUUGAAACUAUAUUUAAAUGAUGUAUUUUUAAAAAGAAUUAAUAAUUUCUGUUUUAAUCUGAUACUAUUCUUUAAAAAUUUGGUAUUUGCCAUGAGUUUGAUGCUAGAAAGGUAUCUAACAAGGCUUCAGUACUUUAUGUAAACUAAAUGUAAUUUGAUUACUAUAAAUGAUUGUGUAAUGUAGUCAUAGUCAUAGUUUAAAUCAAGCUUUUCAUAAGCAAGUUAGAAUAGUUAUCAUAACACAGUUUUUAAGAGAUUUCUUUAAAAAAAACACAAACAAAAAGGGAUCUACAAUGGUUGUCUGGAAUUGCCAUGUUGAUUGGUGUUCUAUUUGACGUAAUGCAUAUCAUCUAAUGAUUUUUUUCAGAGCCACUGGAAUUUGUAAUUUGUAUACGAAUCAUUGAAGUUAAAUAUACCCAGUUAAAUAAUAUUAAAUGGACCAUAAUAGUUCUAAUACACUUGCCUUUAAUGUGCUUCUUUUGUUUUUGACUGUGUGCUGUGCAUUGAUUUAAUGUAAGAAAUACCCACUAUGUAUGUAUAUAUAUAGUGUUUAACAUUCAUUUAAGUCCUGAAAAUAUGCGGAAAAUAUUUGAUAUUUAUGUUAUUUAUUCUCUGUAUGUAUCUUUUGUUUUAUUAUAAAUAUAUCAGCCUAAUAAAAACUUGAUUUCCUAUUUAA